AUGAAUUUUGCUAACUCGUCUGAGGCAGCCGAGUAUCUCAUCAGAAAGUAUCUGCUGAAUCCGCUCGAUGUGUUGGGCUUCGCUGAUGUGUGGACUUAUGCGCAAGAAAAUGGGUUUCUGAUGCUUCCGCUCUGGAAGGUAAAACACCAGUUUCUGGCCUUGACGCAAAAGGACGUCCAAGAUUGGGAGAAAUGCAUCGUGGCAGAAAUCACAGAUCCAUCCUUGCAGAACGAGGAAUUGAAGUACAUGGCAGAGAUAGUGUCGCAGAAGUAUCCGACCCCACAUAACUAUCUAAGACGAUUUUCGCUUUGCGGAAAUGACGAGAGCACCGUGCUCCAAGCAUAUAAAGUUGCUGGUUGUGAUUUCCUCUACGGCCAAUUGAUUUGGGACAGAGUUGUCUCCCUUCCACUGUUGCAGAACGCCACACAAUCCAUGACCAAAAUGUACCUUUCUCGCCUCCAGACUCCACAUAAGCAACUCCAACAAACAUACGACGAUUUUUCUUCUUGGGUCUCUUCAAACAUUCCUGACCAGUAUACUGCUCAACUUCGCGAAGCAAGCCGAAUCGUGAAAAGUACCGAGCGGAAAAUGAGAUACUACGAGGAAUUUGAGUCGUUGCUUGCGCAAAAUCCAGCGGAUUCGUCCGCUUGGUGCAACUACAUUGAACAGGUGGCGAAAUACUCCUCGCCAGAUGAUUCUUUCCAUCCAGUCACCCAAAUCUUUCUUCGUUCUUUGUUUUCAGGCGCAUGUAAAGUAGGAAACUUAGAAUGGACUCUGGUAUGGGUCACAUAUUUGAAAAAAUCAGAAAACAGACCGAACUCUUAUCGGCCAUUAUGGUGCUUGGAAUUUCUCAGAACAUACCCACAUGAUGUUCAGCCGUAUAAUAUGCUAUUAAGAGGAUUAGAUAUUGACAAUGAGGUUGAUGUGAUUUCGAACCUGGUCAAACUAAGUCAUUGCGUUGUGCCCGAAGACUAUGCAAACUGGAAAGAACUAGCGAUGAACAUUCUUUCGAAGCAAUUUAGUGCCUUCAGAGAAGAUGCAGCAAGAAAAGAUAAAUUGCUCCAUGAUAUCGAAUACUUUGCUUUACUUGCAGCUGAGCAUUCAGACACAUACCAUGAGGUGGUUAAACUUAGUGUUCAGUUUUUGGAGUCUUUGGGCGACGAAGAAUCAUUAAAACUAGCGACUAAAAUCGUGACAGAAACGUUUGAAAACUUUGCAUCUCAAGCACGAGUCUGGAUAUACUCGUUGAAGUUUUUCAACAAGCGUGGUCGCUCAAAACAUGUUGAGAAGCUUUUAAAGCUAUGGCCCGAAGACGCCGUAGAGGUUGAUGAUUUGGAUUAUUUUUUGUGUGAAAUACUUAUGUUUUACCGUGUUUAUGGUGAUUUUUCGGCUUACAUGAAGGCUUCAGACCAAGCUGAAGAAAUCCGGAAACAACUCUUGGGCAAAAAAGGAUAUUCCAGACACCACAGUUGA
This is a messenger RNA of Clavispora lusitaniae ATCC 42720, 1473 nucleotides long. RefSeq names its product U6 snRNP complex subunit. Gene Ontology annotation, molecular function: mRNA binding; protein binding. NCBI's taxonomy places the organism in Eukaryota, Fungi, Ascomycota, Pichiomycetes, Serinales, Metschnikowiaceae. Gene Ontology annotation, cellular component: cytoplasm; nucleus. The record is from RefSeq and is a predicted model, not a curated record.